Molecule: messenger RNA, 2789 nt
Organism: Brassica oleracea var. oleracea
Lineage: Eukaryota; Viridiplantae; Streptophyta; Magnoliopsida; Brassicales; Brassicaceae
Exons: 11
Coding region: 63-1073 (336 amino acids)
Source: RefSeq, a predicted model, not a curated record
UUUUCUACUUUUAAUUUAAUAUAUAAGGGGAAUCGUUCUCUCAAUCAGGACAAUUGUUAACCAUGUCUUUUCGAGGCGAUGGAAUCGAUGAUGAAACGCCUCUCUUCUGGAGUCCGGAAUAUAUUUUCGAGUUACCGGAACCAUGUCUUCCAUUAAGGCCACAAAAUCACCAACACCAAGCCCUUCAUGGACAACAACAAGGCAUUUCGCAUGAGUCUUGGUUACGAGGAAAUCUAUUAAAUGUGCGUUCAAGGAACCAAAUAGGGAUGGGUCAACGAAUCGGACAAGGAAAUGGAGUUGAACACCCAACUAUGUCUUAUUUUCAUGAGUUUCCAAAUCAUCUUCAAGAGAUACAACAAGUAAGUUCUGAUGCAUUUGGUUCACUGUUUCCUCAACACUUCCAUCGUUUUUCAGAUGAUAACCUUCCCGUUAUCACCACAAACAUAACAGCAACUUCUCUAAAUAGACAACAACAUUGUCUUUGUGCUCAUACUCUUUCAACUAGAGAGCCUCUGUUAAGCAACCAAAAUCAUAAUUAUUAUGAUUUGAUUCAAUUUUUGGCGGUGAAUACAGAGCAUUCAAGUCACAUAGGCCCGAGCAAUCUCAUUCCAAAUGGGUUACAUAAUUAUAUGCCUUAUCAGACGUAUGUCCCAAUCACUUCGGCUUUUACCAUAAAUGGACAGCAACUGCCCCCAUCGGUUUUAGCCAUUCGGCGUAAUGAAGCUCACAAUCUAAGGACGGUUAACAAUUCAGCUAGGCAUCAUGUCAUUAUGCAAAGAAGGGUGCAUCAGUCCUCAUCAAGUUUUCGGGUUUCCAGCUUAUACACUCUGCUGCGUAGACGUCCAAGCGCAAACUCAAGCAUACCUCCACAAAAUGAAGUUAUAGGAUCUCGGCGAAGAACUUAUGAAAGUCGGUUUCAAUUUGGGGAACCAUCAUCUUCUACUCGACGCAGGAGGACUACACCAGCAGAUGGAAGUGUUGGUUCAACUGCAAUCAAUCCUACUGGAGAAAGGAGAGUAAAUGGACUGUACGAUGUCAUUUGCUUAACAUACCUGAGAGUAUAUCAUGGAUAAAGAGAGUUCGCCCUAAACGCUCCCAGGCACGGGGCUCGAGGUACACCGAAUUUCAAUGUCUUCCGGCGCCGGCGACGCGUUUUCACGCCGGCGCUGGUCUCUCUCGUCGCCGCUGUCUUCUGCCUUCAUCCCACUGUUCGCUGCUCACUUCAAAUUUCAGAUGCUACGGAGUCGUAGCCUUUUGCAAACCGAAGAAAGGGAUACCCGACGGAGCCUUUGUCGGAGACAUGAGCUUCGGCUCCUCGUUUCCACUAUAGUCCUCCUGACGGUUCUUCCUACUUGAUCGGUCUGCUCUCCAGCGAUGAGUCGAGAGGAUUCUCUCGCCACCGUUGUUCUCAGGUUCACGGGAACGUUUCCUGGUGAACUUCACUCUGGCUGUCUACGGAAAAGCUAUACUGUCGACCUUAGCCGAGUUCUUCAACUUAUCAUGGAGUUAAGCUCUCAACGCUCAAGCUCUUGCUUUCCAUCUCCGGGAAGUGAGACAGCAAAACUACCGCAUGUCGCUCCUUUCUACUCAUAUGGUGCCAGAGUGCAAGGCAACUCAAGCUCAGAUCCAAAUCUCAUCGGAAGAUCUUCACUUUUCUCUCCUCCUAGUGAGCUGCCAUCUCCCCUUGCGUGCCCCUUCCUCAACGGCGGAUCUGCAUAUCAUCACCGAACGUCUCUCUCUACAUCUGGGUUCGAUGGUCACUCAGCUUGCUCCGGUGAGCUCGUCUCUCCGCCGGUGAGUACCAUCUAUCUCUCAGUCGACAUCUGCUGCACCAUCUCCGACCUUCAAUUUCGAUCAACGACGUCUCGAAUUUUGCCGGCGACUGCUUCAGAACCAAAGAGAUAUGUACCUAACUGGGCCUGGCCCAAUUCCUUUCUUGAAGCUACUAAGGUGAUUAACAAGAACCUAAAGCCCAUAUUUUCAAAUCAAAACAUGCGAUAUAUAGUUGUGGUUAUGGCCUUUUUGGUUAUAUUAAAGAUGUUUGAUGGAUUCUUCGGGAUCAAUAAGCUGAGAUUAUUACAAUAUCAUCUCUUUUGGAAGAAUUUUUAUGUGGGUUCACCAACUCUGGUAUGGGUUUCAUCAUCCUCCUCAAACGAGGAGAGUUUUUUACAACUAUGCCUCCCUUCUAUGAACGGAGAUGCUCUCUCGGAUUCUCUGCUGAGUCCUUGUUUCAACUUACUUACCGGUUUGUUACUUUGCGUAGCGGUCUGUACGGGGCCAGAAAGUGCAAUCGAGACUACUUCGGUUUUUCUCGUUGGUGAGGGUUGUCCCUCAACGUCACUUGUGACUAUUUCUCAGCUAUCCGACUUUGUUGUAGCUUCUUCGACGCAUUCAAAAUUUGUUUUGAAUUCGCUGUCAACUUUAUAUGGAGACUUAUCCUAUUUGAUCUCAUUUUCCAUUUUAGUUUAUGAUUUGUUUUCAAGAGGAUGUCCAAUUCCCUCUUUCCCUUGUAGUCCUUGAAGUUAAGUUUUAAUGAAAGUUGUGUUUCAAAAAAAAUGGACUGUACGAUCCAGAAUACCAAAGACAAGGUCUAUGUAUUGACCCUCACUUGAGAAAUUUUCUCAAUCAAUAAAUGGUAAAAAAAAAAAUUUUCUUACUGGUUAGUUUAUGAGAUUUAGUUGAUCUAUUGAUUAAUUUAUGAAUUUUAGUCUAUUUAAUAUGCACAUUCUUAUGACUUUGGCAAUAAUUAAUACUUACAUUUUAUUGAUUCAUGAUUUAUUCUUUUUAAU